AUGGAUCUGAAACUCGUUUUAACCUUUCUUUGCAUUGCCUUGCUUCUUUCAUCAAAAACAUUUGGUGACCAUUUUACCAAUCAAAGCGAUAUAGAUACUUAUAUAGUACUUCUUGAGUUUCGUGAUGAUCUAGUUUUCUCUGAUUCAAAAGAUUUAUAUCGCUGGCAUCAGUCAUUUUUGCCUACAACUUCAACAAAUUCUGAGCACUCGUCGCGCAUUAUACAUUCCUAUCGUCAUGUGUUUAACGGAUUUGCUGCUGUGUUGUCAUCAGAUGAAGUGAAGAUGAUAGAAAAGAAACCAGGAUUUGUAUCUGCGCGUCGCCAAAAUGUACUGCAGUUGCAUACCACACACAGUCCAGAUUUUCUUGGCUUGCACCAGAAUGUUGGCUUGUGGAAUGUCUCUAAUUCUGGUAAAGGUGUGAUUAUUGGUGUAAUAGAUACUGGAAUAACUCCACAACAUCCUUCGUUCAAUGACAACGGAAUGCCUCCUCCCCCUUCCAAAUGGAAAGGCAAAUGUGAGUUCAAUCUCACAGUCUGUAACAACAAGCUUAUUGGAGCUCGAAAUUUUGCCCAAAAUGCUACGUCACCUGUGGACGACGAUGGACACGGGACACACACUUCAAGCACAGCCGCGGGAAACUUUGUGGAGGGUGCCAAUUUGCUUGUUAAUGCUAAAGGCACUGCUGCUGGCAUUGCGCCCCGUGCUCAUGUGGCCAUGUACAGAGUUUGUGCUUCAAAAUGUCAAGAAUCCGAUAUCUUAGCUGGUCUUGAUGCUGCCAUUGAAGAUGGUGUGGAUGUGAUCUCGAUUUCCCUUGGAUCAUUAGCUUCUAUGUCUUUAUAUGAUGAUGUUGUAGCAAUUGGUUCGUAUAGUGCGAUUGAGAAGGGGAUUUUUGUAAGUGCCUCGGCAGGAAAUACAGGACCGGUUAAUGGUUCUGUAACGAAUGGAGCCCCCUGGUUGCUAACUGUUGGUGCUAGCACAACAGAUAGAAAGAUAAGCGCGGUAGCAGUUUUGGGUAAUGGAGCAGAAUAUGGGGGAGAAUCAGUCUAUCAACCAUCAAAUUUUUCACAAAAGCUACUGCCACUUGUUAAUCCUGAAUAUUGUGAAUUUUUGUCCACAAUUGAUGUCAAGGGUAAAAUAGUGUUGUGUGAGAGAAGCAACACCGGUUACUCGGCAGUUCAAUACGGACAAAAUGUGAAAGAUGCAGGUGGUGCUGCCAUGAUUCUCAUGAACAACGAAUGGCGUGGCUAUACAACAAUUGCAGAUGUUCAUGUCCUUCCUGCAACACAUGUUAGUUAUGCUGAUGGAGAAAAGAUCUUAAAUUAUAUGAAAUCAACAACAGCCCCAGUUGCAACAAUAUCAUUCAAAGGAACAAGAAUUGGAGAUAAGCACGCGCCAGCAGUUGCUGACUUCUCUUCUAGGGGACCAUUUAGCUUUGGCAUACUAAAGCCUGAUAUUAUUGGCCCUGGAGUAAAUAUCCUUGCAGCGUGGCGAACCUCUGUAGGGGAGAUAACAUCUGCUACAUCGAUAUUUAACAUUCUCUCUGGCACGUCGAUGGCUUGUCCUCACCUUGCCGGAGUAGCAGCAUUGUUAAAGAGUACACAUCCCGAUUGGUCUCCAGCUGCAAUUAAAUCUGCAAUCAUGACCACCGCUGAUUUCGUCAACCUUGGAAAUGAUCCGAUUCAGGAUGAAAGAUUUAAACCUGCUAAUCUACUUGCAACCGGAUCUGGGCACGUGAACCCAUCAAGAGCAAAUGAUCCAGGACUCAUUUAUGACAUUCAGCCCGAAGAUUAUGUGCCCUACUUAUGUGGCUUGAAUUAUACAGAUCAACAAGUUAGCGUUAUUGUGAAAAGGAAGGUACAUUGUACGUCGAGCAUACCUGAAUCGGAGUUGAACUAUCCUUCAUUUUCUAUUCCUUUGAAAUCAGGGGAUCAAACAUAUACAAGGACUGUGACUAAUGUUGGUGAAGCUAAUUCAACUUACACAGUUAAAGUAUUUGGACUUGAUGGUGUUGAGGUGACUGUUAAUCCAACCACCUUGAAGUUUUCAGCCUUAAACCAGAAGGCGUCGUAUAAUGUAACAGUUAAGCCUUCACCUCUUAUAGCAGAUUCCCAGGGAUACAUAACAUGGUCUUCUGAUAGGUACUCUGUUAGAAGUCCAAUAGGAAUAUUCCCGCAUAUAGUUUAGAGAUGCAAUUGUAUUGUAAGAGAUGGUUUCUCCAUUAUUUCCUAGAUAAAUUCUUGUAUGCUCUUAUGUAA
Nicotiana tabacum (common tobacco) is the source of this 2255-nucleotide messenger RNA. Its product is annotated as subtilisin-like protease. The record is from RefSeq and is a predicted model, not a curated record. Gene Ontology annotation, biological process: proteolysis. Lineage: Eukaryota; Viridiplantae; Streptophyta; Magnoliopsida; Solanales; Solanaceae. Gene Ontology annotation, molecular function: serine-type endopeptidase activity.